Molecule: messenger RNA, 1161 nt
Organism: Sander lucioperca (pikeperch)
Lineage: Eukaryota; Metazoa; Chordata; Actinopteri; Perciformes; Percidae
Product: zymogen granule membrane protein 16
Exons: 5
Coding region: 51-554 (167 amino acids)
Source: RefSeq, a predicted model, not a curated record
AAUGGGUUUCUGAUUCCAGCGUUGUGCUCUGAACCCCUUCACACACAACAAUGUUUUCCCUCCUGUUCUUUGCUGUGUUCUGCGCCAGCUGCCUGGCUGCUCCGACGAUUCACAGGUCCUUCUCUCCUGAUGUUGGACCUGGUACUGGCACUGCCUUCGCCACAGGAGGAGGAGACCAAAGGAUCACAGCCAUCAGGAUCUGGGAGAGAAGCGGCGCUUACAUCUCUGGUAUCCAGCUACGCUUCGGUUUCAUUUGGGCUGAAAGGGUUGGUGUUGAAGUUGGAAUUGUGCAACAGCUGGAUCUGUUUGAUGGAGAGAGCUUUGUUCAGGUCUCUGGCAAAUUCCACAGCGACUACAUCUAUCAGCUGACAUUUGUGACCUCCAGAGGGCGUUUUCUGAUGGUCGGCCAGCCAAUAACGAACUCCUUCAACUUGUACCCCACCUACUCGGAUGAAGAGCUCAGACUGCUGAGUGGCCGCUUCAAUGGUGCAGGGAUUACUUCACUGGCAGCUCACUGGGGAGUGUUUCAAGGCAACAGCUCUUACAUACAAUAAUGAACAACUGAGUAACUGAUUAAUCAUAGAAUAGUGAUAAAUAAUUGUAAACUGGGAAUGAUCAACAUAAAUAUUUUCAUUAAGAAAUUAUUAAAUUAACACACGUGAUUGAACAUGUACUAGAUAGACAAUACUUUUUCAUGUAUCAAAUGAAGGGGCUUUAAUAAAAAGCAUUUUGCCCAUCUACAGCAUUGAAGGAAACAAAUCAGUGACUUAUUGCACUAAUGAAUCUACAUGUUUUUGAGGAAUAGUAACUGUACGUAUUACAAGAUUAUACAAAUGCAAAUGACAAUUUGAUUUGAUUUUGUGAUAAUGGUUGUAGAAAUGUUCAAUCUGAGCCAUAAUAAAUUCUGUUGCAUGCAACAUCCUCUUUUGUAUUUCAUAUUAGUUAUGGGUGUGACUUUUUUCCUUUCGUGACCUUUUUGGCUAUCAUGCAAAAUUAAUAAACAAACAAAAUAAAAGUAACUUGGUUGUAGGCCAGUCGCGUUUUGGUGGGACUCGGUGACAGCCAAUGAAGUUGCAGCAUUAUUAAUGCUGUUCAAGGUGCUGAACCAGCUGAGUUUUCCAAUGAUUAUGUGGACGCAGGUUCAUGUUGGGGCAAAGCCUG